This is a messenger RNA of Bufo bufo (common toad), 1864 nucleotides long. RefSeq names its product NK2 homeobox 3 (gene NKX2-3). The record is from RefSeq and is a predicted model, not a curated record. Lineage: Eukaryota; Metazoa; Chordata; Amphibia; Anura; Bufonidae. The transcript is spliced from 3 exons. Gene Ontology annotation, molecular function: RNA polymerase II cis-regulatory region sequence-specific DNA binding; DNA-binding transcription factor activity, RNA polymerase II-specific. Gene Ontology annotation, biological process: regulation of transcription by RNA polymerase II; cell differentiation. Bases 362 to 1312 code for a protein of 316 amino acids. Gene Ontology annotation, cellular component: nucleus.
AGAAGCCACCCUGAAGAUCUGGAAUAGACUCCUUCGGUCCCCCAAUACUGACCUAUAGAUCUCCAUUAUUGACCUCAAGACUUCGGUUAUGUUGGGGACUCUCCAAAAAAUGCUCCAGACAGGAAAGAGGCCUGCAUGAUUGACAGUCUCCUGGGAUGACGUCACCAGAAAGGGUGGGGUCUGUGGAGCAGGCAGUACCCCAUGCCUCAGCUAUUCCCAACCCUGCCUGUAACAAAACCCAGAGAAGCAGAGGCCAGGCUAAUGGAGGCUAUGUAGAGUGAGGACUGCAGCAGUGUCUCCUGGAUCGUCCAUCCCCAGCACAGGAUUUAUCCACUAUCUGGACUUUAUAAAACCUGACCUGAUGAUGUUACCAAGUCCAGUCACCUCCACACCAUUCUCUGUGAAGGACAUUCUCAACAGGGAGCCCCAGGGGCAGCAGCCACCCCACUCCAGGGGGCACCUGGCACAGGAUCUGGAGGCUGAGUUCAGCCAGGCUGCAUGCAUGCUGGGGGACAGAUCUGUCUACACAGACAGCAAUGACAAAAUCUCCUACCUGAACUCUAUAAGGACAGCAGAGGGCCAUGGAGAGGUGGGGAUCUCUCCUGAAGCCUAUGUACAUGCAGCUCUGGACAACUGUACCCCGAAAGAAGAGGAGGAUGAGGAGGAAGAAGACAGGGGUCACAAAGCUUGCUUUCUGAAGAAAUCCCCCCAUGAUGAAGACAAGCAGGAGGACCUGGACAGGCCCAAGCAGAGGAGCCGCAGGAAGCCCCGGGUGCUCUUCUCCCAGGCCCAGGUCUUUGAGCUGGAGAGGAGGUUCAAGCAGCAAAGAUACCUGUCAGCCCCAGAAAGGGAACACCUGGCUAACAGCCUGAAACUCACCUCUACCCAGGUGAAAAUCUGGUUCCAAAACAGGAGAUACAAGUGCAAAAGACAAAGGCAAGACAAGUCACUGGAGAUGGGCAGCCACCACCCACCUCCACCACCCAGGAGGGUGGCAGUGCCAGUGCUGGUGAGGGAUGGCAAGCCCUGCCUUGCUGGCAGCCAGAGCUAUAACAGUGGUUAUAAUGUAGCUGCCAGCCCCUACUCUUAUAAUAGUUACCCUACCUACAGCUACAACAACAGCUCUUCCUACAACAGCAACUACAGCUGCAACUACUCGGGCAUCCCUUCCAUCCAGCACAAUGCAGGGACUAAUCCAUUUGUAAACAUGGGCAACCUGAGCCAGCUGGGCAAUGCCUCCCAGCCACAGAACCACACAGGGGCAUCCCUGCCAUCCUGCCAAGGGACACUACAAGGGAUUUGUGCCUGGUAGGACUGCUGGGACAGACAUUAUGAUGUAUUAUUGGAUAUAGGAAAUAUAUAAAUCUAUCUAUCUGAUCACAGGAGAGAUCCUCGGGAUCCAGUGCUCUCUGCUGUGUGGCCUGUGGAGUGUCACCAGCAUAUCAGAUAUAUUGCAAAGAGCCUUGUAUGAACCACACCAGGAUCCAGGUGAAGCCUUAACCCUUUAUAUCUCUUGCUCCAAGACUGCACAUGAUGUAUAGACAGCAAUAACUGCAGGCAUAGUAAAGAAGUGCAACCCCCUCUGUGCCCAUCCUACCCCAGAUUUCAGAAGGUGCCACCUGUCAAUGUCAGCAUUCUGGUCAAAUAAACACUUAUUUAUGUUAAGACAGCAAUAGACUACUGGAUUACUACUCCUAGCAGAGCAUGUUGGGACUUGUAGUCGUUUUACAGUAGUUGAAGAUUUGCCUGCAGCCAAAGUAUUCCACAAGUACAAGCAGUCAAUUCCUCCAGAGAUCAUGAGAAGAUUUGAGAAGAUUUAUAUAUAUAUAUACCCCUCCCCCAUAGAAGUGGCCUGCAAUUUGUG